This is a messenger RNA of Chara braunii, 2504 nucleotides long. The record is from the annotation of a GenBank genome assembly. Lineage: Eukaryota; Viridiplantae; Streptophyta; Charophyceae; Charales; Characeae.
UUCGACAGCUUCCUUGACAGCAUUCUCGAGGACGAGAACGGAUAACAGAGGGUCCGCGGCCGAUGGCUUCUGCGGGUGCAGGAGGGUCUGGGGGGAAUGAAUUCAUACAGGUGUCCAAUGUUGACAUGGCCAGGUUACAAAUCGCAUAUCUGGAAGCAUGUUACGCAAGGACAGAAGGUGGGGACAUGGGAAAAGAUGCACGGCGACCACACGUUGCGCUGCAACUAUUGCAAGGCCGUGUUUCAGGGAAACCAGUCCAAGGCCGCUCGACACUUCACACAGCCUAAGAGGUGCAAGCAGGCAUCGAUGUCGGUUUUGGUGGACAUUUGGAACAAGACGGACUACAAGUUCGACGACCGACACGAGGGUGGUAUCCGGCAGUAUAUGGAGGAGCAGGGCAUAGUUGACGCAAGAUCUUUGCCAGAGCGGGGCACGCAGACGAGGCAGGCAGGUGGAGGGGGGCGUUCACACCGGGAUGAGGAUAUUAUGAACCAAUCGGCUGUGGACGAGGUGGAGGCAUUUCUGGAUCGGCAGGCGAGGCGAGAGGCCGAUGCCAUGCAACGCACUGGAGGUGGAUGCCGCAAUGCUGAGAAGAGAGAGAGAGGGAGAGGGAAGAGGGGUGUCGAUGAGGUGGACGACGACAUUCCUGCGCAAGGGCGCAAGAGACCAAGACAGAUGACCAUCGACGAGGUGUACGACGGCGAUGCUCAGCAGCGGGCUAGGAGCACAUUUUUGCAGUGGGUGUAUGACGCGGGGAUUCCAUUUCGUGCUUUCUGGAGGAGCUCUUGGAGAAGACACCGCAAGGCGGUGGCAAAAUUGCCACGUGGAGUACGGAUGGUGUAUCCUAGUUUCAAGGAGAUUGGGGGUAGUGGGGUUAUUGAGGAGCGCAAUGCAGUCGCUAGCAUGCUCGCACAUGUCCGCGCAUCGUUCAUGGCGAUUGGGGCCAUCAUCUUGACAGUUGGUAGGAAGUCCAGAGAUUUGAGGCCUAUCAUUAACUUCCUUGUUGCUGGCAAGCAUGGCGCGCUUUUGCAUGCCACAGCGUGUCGAGACGCUUCCGUUCCUGAGACGGGGGAGAUAGUCUUGAGGAGAUGGAAGGCCAUUUUUAGGUCCUUCCCACCGAGUGACGUGUUGGCGAUCUGCACGGACUCUGCGAGCAACUACAUGUCGGCCGCAAAGCUCCUUGCGAAGGAUGCUGACCUAGAGCUGCGCCGUAUCACGUGGCUCCCGGGUGCCACCCACGUCUGCAACUUGAUGGUGUCAGACAUAGGGACCCGGGUAGACUGCAUUGCCUCGGCCAUUCUUCGUGGAAGGGCCUUGGUGCGGUUUAUCAAGAUGCACAACGCUGCUCUCUACCUUUUCAGGUCAAAGACGUUCACGAAGCUCGCUCAGCUGGUUGAGAUUGCCACCAAUCUCAAACUCUUGGAGUGUUCCGAGUCAUCUGCCGGUUACGUUAUUCCGUGGGGACACUUGGACGCUUUGGACGAGGUACGAGCUGGGGCGACGGAGAGUGGUUCAGCGGGGCCUGUUGACGAGGAGCCAGAGCCCUUGGUAUGGGGAGCGCGACCCCGUGCGUCAGGGACAGAGGAGGAGUUGACGGCGAUCCGACACCGAUUGCAGCAGCUAGGUAGUCGUCGUCCUCGUCUUGUAUCAGAGGUGUUUGCUGCGAGAGCCGCGGUGCUCCUCCCCUAUGAGGGGGACACGCCGGAGGAGGAGGUUGUGGAUGAUGCGGCGGGGCCAAUGCGCGAUGACGCCGUUGACGACGAUGAGGACUGGACCGACCCUGAGGAGAUCACAUGUCGUGCAGAUACGAGUGGCGAUCACGACAAUGCGGAGGUUGUGACUGGACCGGAUGCUGCCUUGCAGCCUUCGGGUGAUACGACACACCAUGCCACUCUCUCGCCAUCGCUGGCCGUUACGGGACAUGCCGAUGUUCCACCUGUGUCAGCAUCGCCUCCUGCACCGUGUGGGUCGCGAUCUGUACCGUGCGGGUCGCCUGCGUCCCAGGCUCCUCUUACCUUAGGGGCAGGAGGUUCAUGCACGAUGGACUCAGAGUCAGAUGUUGUGCGCGACGUUGUACUGGGACUUAUGGCAGCUGCAGGUGCGGAGGUAGAGCAGGUGUUCAGUCAUGAGGAGCACGGUGUUGACACUAGAGCCACACAGUGUUUGGAGGCAGACGGUGCAGACACCGAGGAGCCACAUAGGGUGCCCAUUCACGUUCAACCCGUCGAGGGUGAGGUUCCUGUGAGCGACACGAGACAGGGCGACGAGGAGUCGCGAGGGCACGGAGCGCAAGGCGAGCCACGAGAAGAUCUUCACACAGUACGUUCGCUCUCCGACACGCAGGUGGUACGAGGAGGAGAGGGCGGGACACGAGGAUCCGUUGCCCGACAGUGCCGACACCCCUAUUGGCCGCGACGGAUGUGUUGGUGUCUGUGACGUAUCGACGCUAGCUUAUACCCCUAUCGACCCUAUAUAUUCAAGAUCCCCCGGGAGUUUGGAGCGAG